AUGGAUCAAUCCAGGAUUUGCGAUCUGGUACCGCCCGAGAGUGAGCAUCGUUGGAAACAUGGGGAACGUCCAGCCGAUGGCUGGAAACUUUUGGACAAGGCCCUGCUAUCCAUGCGCCGUGGCGAGCGGUGUAGCAUUCAGUGCACGGACGAACGGCUCAGGGAAGGGGCCACCGUCGCGGUACCAGAAGGUCAAGACAGCUGGCUCUUGAACGUGGAACUGCAUGACUUCAUCGAAACCUCCGAUGUCUCCUUUGAAAAGGAUGGAUCUGUGGUGAAGCGUUCGGUGCAUGGCCGUGAUGUCUAUGCCAAGUGUCAGGCCUUGGGCACCUGCCAGCUGCACCUGGACGGCGUCCACGACGGCCGCGAAGCGGUCACCGCGGUUACCGCGGUCACCGCGACGCUGGGCUGCGGGGAGCUGUGCGAUGCCUUGGAGGCGGUGGUGCUGCAGAUGAGGGAACACGAAGUGGCCGAGGUCACUGCUGAUGCGGAGCUUUGCGAUUGGACGACAGGGACGACAGGUCAGUCAUCUAACUUCAAAUUGGAGGUACAGAAGUACGAGCCUGGUGAUUGGGAGCGCGCUGCUUCUGAUGACGACAAGCUUCAGGUGCUGAUGCGACGGAAAGACGAAGCUGUCAAGCUGUUGAAGAUGGGCCGAUGGCGAUUGGCCGCCUAUCACUUCCAUGAUGUUCAUCAACUCUUAGGGUAUAUCGACGAUUUCCGCGGCCUAAGUUCCGGACAGGAGCGUGCGCGACGCGUCCAGGAACUGAAGGAAGCUUGCUUGCUGAAUCGAGCACUCUGCUUGAUCAAGGUGCAGCGCUUCGGCAGCGCCCUGCGCUGCUGCGACGCGCUGCUGGGCGACGCGCUGCUGACCUCGUUGUCGCGCAAGGCGAAGGCGAGGCUGCGACGAGCGCAGGCCAACCUAGGCCUAGAUGAUUGCGCUGAAGCCUUACGAGACUGCCAUCGUUUGGGCGACACGGAGGUGGCAGUGGAGGCGAAACGACUUGAAAACGAGGUGAGGCGACGUCAGAAGGUUUUGGACAAGGAGGCAAAGAACCUCUAUGACAAGACCGAAGAGCACGAGCUCGUAGCCGCUCGAGAAAGCGACAACAGAAGAAACGUGACAGAAUCCACCGACGACAAGAUGGACGCUAUCAGAGCUUUUCCGUCCAUGGUGACGGCUGAGAGGGCCAUCGGGACCGAGCUCCCAAGAGGGCCAGAAGUGGCCUUGAAACGCAAACUCAGCGUAAGCCGCGCAAGCUCGCCUGUCAUCAAGGAUGCCAGCCUAGCUAUGGCCAUCUCCGGGGGUUUCUCUGGCUGCGUGGCAAAGACCUGCGUGGCACCGUUGAGUCGAACAGUGAUCCAGAUGCAGCUGCAUUCCCUGCAUCAAGACACUGGGAAUAUGUUCACGACCAUGCGGGGCAUCUGGCGUGAAGGAGGUCUGCCAGCCUUUUGGCGAGGCAAUAUGGCGACCCUGUGGCAUCGUGCCGUGGUGAACUGUGUGAACUUCCCGAUCAACGAGCUCUGCAAGAGCCAUGUUCAUGGGUGCUCAGACAAUGUCCGAAGCAUGAUCAGUGCUUUUGGAGGAUCCUUCGCAGGUGUUUGCGUCGGUCAUCCUAUCGAUGUGGUGAAAACGCGCCUCAGCGCGGCGAAGCGAUUUGGAUAUAGUGGAAUUCUCAAAACAGUCUCCAAGAUUCACAUGGAAGAGGGCCUUGGUGCCUUCUUCGCUGGCUUUCGGAUCACUGUAGUGACUGUCGUGCCAAACGUGGCAUGUUGCUUUUAUCUGCGAGACCUUUUCAAACAAUCGCCCAUCCCAUCAGUUGUUUCCUCUAGGCUGGGCGGCUGGGUAAAUGAUGGCGCCGUGGCUGGCGGUGCUGCAGGGGGAGUCGCUGCGGCUCUCUUCUAUCCCGUCGAUGCCUUGAAGCGGCAGCAGCAGAUGGGCCUUGCCGUGAGCUUCUUGUCGAACAACGGGGCCCUUUCGGUGCCGUUGCUGAGGUCUUGGCAAGGUUUGCUGCUCUGCUAUCGUGGCUUAUUGCCCGAGCUCAUUAAGGCGGGGGCAUAUCAGCAAGCAUGGCAGAAGCUCAAGCCCGACCAAGCACCUCCGGAUGGCCGCAUCUUGCCGUUGACAUACCGAGUACAGCCACUUCCGGCAGGUACCAACAAAGAAAUUUUGCUGGCCUGGGCCUCCACUUAUGAUUGGAAUAUCAAGCCAUUGCGUCCGGUAGGCGCCAAGCAAUGGUUGAUCUGUAGUGACAGCCCACCGCCACCACUGCUGAUGUUCAACUCUCAGCCGCUCUUAGCCCAGCAGGUGAUCAACAAGCCACCAGCACUUUCCUCAGCCAUUGCAGCAGGACCUCGACCGAGAGCCCCGAUCAAACAGGACAAAUCCAAUUCGCAAGCAGCCAUUUUCAAGUCAGGUGAUCCGCACCUAGAUCCUUGGUCCCAAAAGCCAGUGACCCCUGCCACAGUUAGUACUGCACCUCCAGGACAGACCACAUCCAAGAUGAGCGCUUAG
Messenger RNA from Cladocopium goreaui, 2514 nucleotides. The record is from the annotation of a GenBank genome assembly. Lineage: Eukaryota; Dinophyceae; Suessiales; Symbiodiniaceae.